Ictidomys tridecemlineatus (thirteen-lined ground squirrel) is the source of this 6646-nucleotide messenger RNA. The record is from RefSeq and is a predicted model, not a curated record. NCBI's taxonomy places the organism in Eukaryota, Metazoa, Chordata, Mammalia, Rodentia, Sciuridae.
CCCGCAGAGCCCGGCAGCCUAGGCUGCACGAGUGGGGAGCUCGCGCGCCGCACAGGGCUUUCUCCCGCGUUGCGGUUGCUCGGGAGAUGCUGGAGCGCAGCGCUGGGCUGCUCCACCUGGCGCGCUGAGCCAGGCGCUGGGGGCCCCCCCGAGGGCGGGCUGCUUUGAGGGAGGGGGAAGCGGACUGCGGUAGAAUGCAAGACGGGCUCCUCCGGCGCUGCGAGACAUCGCUCCAGCGCGGUCAGGUGCUGGAAGCCAGCCGCUCGCCGCUCCACUAACUUGCCACUUGGUAGUGUCUGGUCUCUACGCUUUCCGGUGGUGGGGGGGCGGGGGGAGUGGGGAGUUAGAGGGUCUGCGGUAGCCGAAAGAGGGAUCCUGCAAGGGGAAGCCUGCCUGCUGCCGCUCUUCUCCCCCUCCCCAUCACUCCCCUCCCCCCAACCCCAUCGCUGCCGCUUUCCCUUCUGCCAAUUCGGAGAGCGACGGGCGCCCGUGACAUGCGAUCGCUGCCAAGUGACGGUCCCUGAGUCUGAAGCGCCCGCAAGGAAGUGAGCUCCAAAGCGGGCCGCCGGCGAUGACAGCCAUGAAGCAGGAGCAGCAGCCCACCCCGGGGGCGAGGACAAGCCAGGCGCAGCCGGUGGACCAGUUCCAGGCUCUCCUCUGCCCAUCCAUGGACUCAGCAGGAAGUUAGCGCUUCUGAGUGCGCUUUGGGGCCCGGCGAGAGGAUGCGCAAGGUGGAGAGCCGCGGGGAAGGGGGAAGAGAGGAACUGGGAAGUAACAGCCCUCCACAGAGAAACUGGAAGGGAAUUGCUAUUGCCCUGCUGGUGAUUUUAGUUGUAUGCUCACUCAUCACUAUGUCAGUCAUCCUCUUAACCCCAGAUGAACUCACGAAUUCAUCAGAAACCAAGCUGUCUUUAGAAGACCUGUUCAGAAAAGACUUUGUGCUUCACAAUCCUGAGGCUCGAUGGAUCAAUGAUACAGAUGUGGUGUAUAAAAGCGAGAAUGGACAUGUCAUUAAACUGAAUAUAGAAACAAAUGCUACCACAUUAUUAUUGGAAAACACAACUUUUGUAACCUUCAAAGCAUCAAGGCAUUCAGUUUCACCAGAUUUAAAAUACGUCCUUCUGGCAUAUGAUGUCAAACAGAUUUUUCAUUAUUCAUAUACUGCUUCAUAUGUGAUUUACAACAUACACACAAGGGAAGUUUGGGAGCUAAAUCCUCCAGAAGUAGAGGACUCCGUCUUGCAAUAUGCAGCCUGGGGUGUCCAAGGGCAGCAGCUGAUUUAUAUUUUUGAAAAUAAUAUCUACUACCAACCUGAUAUAAAGAGCAGUUCAUUGCGACUUACAUCCUCUGGAAAAGAAGGAAUUAUUUUUAAUGGGAUUGCUGACUGGUUAUAUGAAGAGGAACUUCUGCAUUCUCACAUCGCCCACUGGUGGUCCCCGGAUGGAGAGAGGCUUGCCUUCUUGAUGAUAAAUGACUCCCUGGUGCCUAAUAUGGUUAUCCCUCGGUAUACUGGAGCAUUGUAUCCCAAGGCAAAGCAGUAUCCAUAUCCCAAGGCAGGUCAAGUGAACCCAACAAUAAAAUUAUAUGUUGUAAACCUAUAUGGACCAACGCACACUUUGGAACUCAUGCCACCCGACAGCUUUAAAUCAAGAGAAUACUAUAUUACUAUGGUUAAGUGGGUAAGCAAUACCAAGACAGUGGUGAGAUGGUUGAACCGACCUCAGAACAUAUCCAUCCUCACAGUCUGUGAGACCACCACUGGUGCCUGUAGCAGGAAAUAUGAGAUGACAUCAGACACCUGGCUCUCCAAACAGAAUGAGGAGCCCGUGUUUUCUAGAGAUGGCAGUAAGUUCUUUAUGACGGUUCCUGUAAAGCAGGGGGGCCGUGGAGAAUUCCAUCACAUAGCUAUGUUCCUCAUCCAGAGUAAAAGUGAGCAAAUUACUGUGCGGCAUUUGACAUCAGGAAACUGGGAAGUGAUAAAGAUUUUGGCAUAUGAUGAAACGACUCAAAAAAUUUACUUCUUGAGCACCGAGUCUUCUCCCAGAGGGAGGCAGCUGUACAGUGCUUCUACUGAAGGAUUGUUAAAUCGCCAAUGCAUUUCAUGUAAUUUUAUGAAGGAACAAUGUACAUAUUUUGAUGCCAGUUUUAGUCCCUUGAAUCAACAUUUUUUAUUAUUCUGUGAAGGUCCAAGAGUCCCAUUGGUGAGCCUACAUAACACGGACAACCCAGCAAAAUAUUUUAUAUUGGAAAGCAAUUCUAUGCUGAAGGAAGCCAUCCAGAAGAAGAAGUUAGUAAAGUCAGAAAUAAAAAUCCUUCAUAUCGACGACUAUGAGCUACCUUUACAGUUGUCCUUUCCCAAAGACUUUAUGGAUCGAAACCAGUAUGCUCUUCUAUUAAUAAUGGAUGAAGAACCAGGAGGCCAACUGGUUACAGAUAAGUUCCACAUAGACUGGGAUUCUGUCCUUAUUGAUACGGAUAAUGUGAUUAUAGCAAGAUUUGAUGGCAGAGGAAGUGGAUUCCAGGGCCUCAAAAUUUUACAGGAGAUUCAUCGAAGAUUAGGAUCAGUAGAAGUAAAGGACCAAAUAGCAGCUGUGAAAUUUUUACUGAAACUGCCAUACAUUGACCCCAAAAGAUUAAGCAUUUUUGGGAAGGGGUAUGGUGGUUAUAUUGCAUCAAUGAUCUUAAAGUCAGAUGAAAAGCUUUUUAAAUGUGGAUCCGUGGUUGCACCCAUCACAGACAUGAAGUUGUAUGCUUCUGCUUUCUCUGAAAGAUAUCUUGGUAUGCCAUCUAAGGAAGAAAGCACUUACCAGGCAUCUAGUGUGCUACAUAAUAUUCAUGGCUUAAAAGAAGAAAAUAUAUUAAUAAUUCAUGGAACUGCUGACACAAAAGUUCAUUUCCAGCAUUCAGCAGAAUUAAUCAAGCAUCUAAUAAAAGCUGGAGUGAAUUAUACUAUGCAGGUGUACCCCGAUGAAGGUCAUAACCUAUCUGAGAAGAGCAAGUAUCAUCUCUACAGCACAAUCCUCAGAUUCUUCAGUGAUUGUUUAAAGGAAGAAAUACCCGUGUUACCACAGGAACCAGAAGAAGAUGAAUAAUGGACCCUAUUUAUAUAGAACUGAAGGGGAUAUUGAGGCUCAAUGAAAAGCAACCAAGAGACUGUCAUAUUGUAGAUGCUCAGAGUUUCCAGGGCAGCUUAAGGAGAUGACACUGGAACAGCACACUCAGAGAUAAUGAACUAGAAUUUGAAGACCGAAGUCCAAGUCUACUGUGUUGCCAAGGGUGCAGAAUCUAUUGCUUUGUAAAAGAAGGUCAAAGGGUUGGUUUCCUGGGAGAAAUUAGUUUUACAUUAAAGUAGGAAUAGUGCAUGUUUUCUUCUGUUAUCCCCGUUUGUUCUGUAACUAGUCGCUCUCAUUUUGAUUUCAAUAGCCACCAUCAUCUUUGCACAUAAUGCACAACUUAUCAUCAGUACUACAGUCCCUGAUCUCUGAUGGCUGAGCUGCAGUCUAACACUUUCCUGUACCUUUACAAUAAGUGCAAUUCUUUCAUUGUCUAUUAUUAUGCUUAAGAAAAUAUUCAGUUAAUAAAAGCAGAGUAUUUUAUGUAAUUUCUGUUUUAGAAAAACAUUAUUACAUGAGUCAAAGGACAUGUAGGAAUAUGGAUUUCAGCACCUUCCAAAGUUCAGCCAGUUAUCAGUAGAUACAAUAUCUUUAAAUCACACGAGUGUAUCUCUCAAGAUAUGUAUACACCUGUGUGCAUAUACAGUGAAUCUAUCUUUACAUGUUAUUAAUGCUACCAAGGGUAAGCUUUUGAUGAAUUAGAAAAGAUGCUCUUUUACAGGCUAUAAUGGAUGCUUUGUUUAAUGAGCCAAAUAUGAUGAAACAUUUUUUUCCAAUUCAAAUUCUAGCUAUUGCUUUCCUAUAAAUGCUUGGGUUGUGUUUGGUAUUGUUUUUAGUGGUUAAUAGUUUUCUAGUUGCAAUUUAAUUUUUUUGAAUAUGAUACCUUGUCACAUGUAAAUUAGAUACUUAAAUAUUAAAUUAUAGUUUCUGAUAAAGAAAUUUUGUUAACAAUGCAAUGCCACUGAGUGCUAUUUUGCUCUAUUGGUGGAGAAGACUUCUUUUUCAAAGACUGGGGCUCCUUUUACUUUUCUCCUCAGUGCAGAAUCAAUUCUCAUAUUCAUUGUAAAAGGUCUGGAUUAUUUCAUUUUCCAGUUUUUAUUUAGUAUACCACAUCUGCCCAAUUCAUCUGUUAUUGUUUAAGUUAAAUCCUUCUGGUGAGAAUUAGAAAUGAAAUCUUUUUUAUUCAUUGGCCAAAAAGUUCACAAACAGCAGUGUUUGCUAUUUAAUUUUAAUCAAAGGCACAAAAUGCAUCAAUUUCUGUGUUCUGUUGACUUGCAGCAGUAAGUAACUGAAGAGUGUGAAAUAAACUGGACUGUAUAGAGUCAAAACACGUCAUGAGAAUAUGAAUAGUGUCCACCGAAGUGAAAGAACAUCAUCUCACUUUGCAUAUGAGAUCUUACAGAAGAUGUCUAAAAAUGUAACCAAGCUUUGAAAGGCAGAAAAAUGUGGGCAAUGUACUGUUUUCAUAGUUAGAAAAAAGGUUCAUAGGGAACAUGGGAUUAUCGUGAUAUCUGAAUACCAGGAGGAAAAUUUUAAAUGACAAGGAAUCUCUCAGUCAGCCUCCUGUUUUGUCAAAGGAUCAACCUAAAAUUCUGGGUGUUUAGAAAUAUGUUGAACCACUGAUUGGGUCUUCCGCUUUGCUUCUGGAUGCUUUGGAAUUGUGUCUUCACUGCUCCAUUAGAUUCAAUUUACAAUGGGAAAGGCUCUCUCUUCUAAAAGACCCAUUUUAGGUCUUUUUCAAGAAUAGUAAACACAUUUUUUUUAACAAAAUAAGUUGUAAUGUUUAAAAGGAAAGUUUUGCCUAUUUUAUUAAGACGGAAAUUUCUUUUUAGGCUAAUUUAAAGUCCAACUGAAGCUUUUUAAUCAAUAUUUUAAAUUUCAACCACUAGAGUUUUUUACAAUGCAAAUUAUUAUGUUGUCUGAAUGAUGUGGUUUUAUUGAAUGUCUAUUUGAGUAACAUUUAAAAAGUAUUGACCUUUACUGUUCAUCAUUUCUCGUUUAUUAUUAUUAUCAAUGUUUAUCUAUUUUUCAAUUAAUUUAAUACAGUUUGUAAUGUGAAAGACAUUUGUCUGGGACCCACUUUCACCUUAAAGGAUAAAUAGAUCUAAAUGAAAACAACUGUUUAAUAGGAAGGUGGAAAUUUUUCAUCUUUGUGAUUCUUUGAGUUUUAGUAACUGGUCUGCUAUAUAAAGGAAAUGCUCACCAACACAUACUCACUGGUUACAAAGAAUUCAUGCAACUGGAUUUUCCCUUUCACAUUUGCCCUUGUCAUAAUCACACUAUUUCGAAUGUAUUAAUGCAUUCUGAAAGUGCCCUGGAUAGCAAACUUUCAAAGUGUUUAUUUUCCUUUAAAGAAAAACACCAUGGUGAACUAAAAAUGCUGUAAUAAAAUAGGUAAGCAAUAUUAACUCAUCCACACAGAUAAACAUACAACCAGUAGCUUUUGAAGCUAUUUUGAAAGACAAAAGUGUUUGUUUACUUUGCUUCAACUAAGAAGAUGGCCAUUCCAGUGUGGCGGCACACACCUAUAAUCCCAGUGACUCAGGAGGUUAGGUCAGGAGGAUCAUGAGUUCAAAACCAGCCUCAGCAACUUAGCACAGCCCUCAGCAAUUUAUUGAGUUUUUGUCUCUAAAUAAAAUACAAAAAAAAGGGCUGGAGAUGUGGCUUAGUGGUUAAAUGCCCCUGGGUUCAAUUCCUGGUACCAAGGAGGAGAAGAAUAUGAUGAUGAUGGCCAACUCAAGAAUUUGAGACAAAGAAAACCAUGCUGACCUAAUGAGUAUUUUUUAAAAAACUGAAGGAAGGAGAUACUCCUCAAAUGAAUUAUUUUUACUUCUGCUAUCAUAGAAAUAGCUCUGAAGGUCUUAAAGGAACCUUCUGUUGUGGAUCUACUAAAAAUAAAUUACCUAAGCAUGGGUUCUUGACCUACAAAGAUCAUUUAAGCCAUUGUUCUCCUAAUGAUGGGUUUUCAAACAAAGUUCCCAGGAGUGCAUUGCACACAAGUGUCUAGGACCAUUGAAAUUACAUGGCUUCUAUAAGGAAUUCUGUGUGAAAUGCCUGUUUCUCCUCACAUGCACUGACCACCUUUUCUGGAGGCAGCCAGCUUUGCAUAAGUGUAAUCUGACCUCUAGUGGUGCUCUGACUCUCUAUUCUUUGGAUUCUCUGCUACUAGUGGUGGUUACCUACUAUAACCAAAACUCAUCACAUACACACUACAAACCAAUAUGAGAAUGCUCAUACCACACUGAAUUCAAAUAAUGGAAGACAUUAGCAGGUGACUUGUGCUCUCUUAAACAUGGUCCUUGGAAGGCUCCCAGGGCCCUGCUGCAGCUGCAUAACUUAUCUCCUGUUGUCCAUUUUAGCCUUUUCAGUCCCCACUCCUAUUUCUCAGGACCACUUCCCAAAAUAAAUUGCAUGUGCACCAAUUGUUGACUCGGGUUCUGCAUUCUGGGGAAAACUUUUCUUCCCAUAAGAGCUUAUCACUGUGAAUAUAUAGAAAACAAAUACAUGGAGAAUAAAAAUCUGGUUUCUUCUCA